Messenger RNA from Exophiala spinifera, 624 nucleotides. RefSeq names its product nascent polypeptide-associated complex subunit alpha. Gene Ontology annotation, biological process: protein targeting to membrane. The transcript has 3 exons. Lineage: Eukaryota; Fungi; Ascomycota; Eurotiomycetes; Chaetothyriales; Herpotrichiellaceae. The coding region runs from base 1 to 624 and encodes 207 amino acids. Gene Ontology annotation, cellular component: nascent polypeptide-associated complex; cytoplasm. The record is from RefSeq and is a predicted model, not a curated record.
AUGUCGAACCCAAGAAUAGAAGAGCUCCCUGACGAUGAGCCCACCAAGAAUACCCAAGCCGAUGAUGCGUCCAGCUCAUCAGACUCCGAAGCCGAAGGUGCUGGAGAAGGUGAAGCCUCUAUCCCAGCUGGAUCAGCAGUCGCAGUCCAUAGCCGAAAUGAAAAGAAGGCACGCAAGGCCAUUGGCAAGCUGGGUUUGAAGCACGUCCCAGGCAUUACCCGUGUUACCUUGAGAAGACCAAAGGGAGUUCUCUUCGUGAUCUCCAACCCUGACGUCUACCGAUCCCCCACCAGCAACACCUGGAUCAUCUUCGGUGAAGCCAAGAUCGAAGACCUCAACUCCCAGUCGCAAGCUGCCGCUGCUCAACAACUUGCCGCUGCCGAAGCCGCCAACGCUGAGCACGCCGGCCACGACCACUCGCACGACCACGGAAAGGGCAAGGAACCUGAGAAGAAGGCCGAGGAGGAUGAAGACGACGACGAGGAGGUCGACGACAGUGGACUUGAAGCAAAGGACAUUGAACUCGUCAUGACGCAAGCAUCCGUGUCACGAAAGAAGGCCGUCAAAGCACUCAAGGAGAAUGGCAACGAUAUAGUCAACUCCAUCAUGGCGCUAAGUGUAUGA